AUGGAGGGAGGGACGCCGUCGGCCGAUCAAAACGUGCCGAGAGACGACAAGGAGCCUCGUGUAUCCUCAGCUCUCUGUGAAAGUGAAUGCAAUGCAAAAGUUCCUCCAGUUUCCAUGGACAGGGUCCUGCCUGACGACCUAUUCGAACAAAUCCUAGCCCGCCUCCCGUUCGCAGACAUCGUCAGAGCAGGCGCCGUUUGUACUCAGUGGCGUGGAAUUAUUACUUCCGAGACUUUCCGGAAGAAACUGUUGCACGGUGUAUCGCAGAGACCAUGGAUACUUAGACCACCCGCAUAUGCUUACGACCCGGUCUACAACCUCUGGUACAAGCUUGAACGACCCGGAUUCAAAUCAUACUAUCGAUCCGUCAAGUUUGCAUCUUCCACUGGCUUGAUUUCUGUAUUCGAAGUAGAUGAAUGCGGUAUCCCCAGGUUAUGUGUCGGCAACCCCCUUACGAGAAGAUGGAGAGAAAUUGCACGGCCCCCCCCAAGUGUAAAAUAUGUGCAUCGCACCACCCUCGCGAUCUCAGCAAGUAGGACAACACUAAGUUAUAAAAUCUCGAUCGUGACUACAAAUGAUCUCCCUGGAGUUCAGGUCGGACCGGAACUUUGGAUUCAUCUCUACGAUUCCGAAACAAGGAUGUGGAAGACUUGCAUGACAGAGGUCUCGAGAGGUUGGAAAAGCGGUGACGAGAGUGCAAUCUGUGAUGGGGUUCUGUAUUUCUUAAUUUAUUCGGGGGACCAUGUUUCACCUGCAAUCAGAUGUGGCCUGGUGAUGUACGACCUCUCCGGACAAUGUUCCGACGACCCGUUAGCAAGCUUUGUUGUGGUUUCUUGCCCUCUCGCCGGUGGACGUCUGCUGAACAUGAGGGAGAAGCUAGUCUUGGUCGGGGGUAUCGACAAAGGUGAUGGGGUCGGCAUUUGGGUCUUGAAUGGCAGGGAGUGGCACGAGAUUGCUCGCAUGCCUGAUGAAAUUUUUCUAGGAUUCAGACCUUAUACUUGGUUAGAUAGCUAUGGUUCGAAUGAUCUGAUAUACUUCCUGAGGGGAUAUGAUCCUUCUCACAUUGUUACUUUCGACAUGAACCAGAAACAGUGGUCGCGGAACAGCUUUGCCAAGUUCCCUUCAGAGGGCUGGCCCGGUUUUUGCUUUGAACCGCAGCUAGAAAUUGUUCCAUAA
Molecule: messenger RNA, 1176 nt
Organism: Syzygium oleosum
Lineage: Eukaryota; Viridiplantae; Streptophyta; Magnoliopsida; Myrtales; Myrtaceae
Product: F-box/kelch-repeat protein At3g61590-like
Exons: 1
Coding region: 1-1176 (391 amino acids)
Molecular function (GO): protein binding
Source: RefSeq, a predicted model, not a curated record